Messenger RNA from Schistosoma curassoni, 5102 nucleotides. NCBI's taxonomy places the organism in Eukaryota, Metazoa, Platyhelminthes, Trematoda, Strigeidida, Schistosomatidae. The record is from the annotation of a GenBank genome assembly.
GAACCAUUUGAACCUUGUCGUUUUAACUUUCUUUAAAGAUGACCAUGAACAAUUCAAAUAAACGGGGACACUAAUGGGAUUCACAUCAUUUUUGUUUUUUCUUCUUAUAUAUUCCCAAUGCUUAGUUGUAAAACUUUCAGAAGGAGAUGCCAAUGAGUUGAAUAAUGUUGAAACAUUUGUUGGUGACCAAUCAAAAUAUCAUGACAUAAAUGAUAAUGUAAAGUAGGUUUUAUUUUUAAUCUUGACUUUAUGGGUGAUUAUAGUUUUGGUGACAAGGAUGCUCAGUCUGUUCGGAAUUCGGAGGUGAGUUCAGAGUAAUACUUUAUUCCAAAUGAUUGGAUGAUGUAGUUGCUAGUUGGAAAAGUUCCAGAACAUAGUAUAUGUUAUCUUGGAGAGCACCAAGUCAUGUUUAGGUAACAUGUCUUCAGAACAUUUCAUAAAUUAUAAGUUUGAGUAUGCAGAUCUAGGGAUGUGUUGUGGUUCUUUUGAUACACGAUCUUUCGACUCGGGAUAAACAAACUAAAAUCUAUGAUCGUUGUCAUCUGUACACAAUAUGAGUCAUAUCUGGUGGAAACUCAAUCAAUCUGAUUUAAGAAAAAGCUUGUGUAGAAAUUAAAAACGGAUUUUUCUUAACUUCCUUGUUAAUAUCACGAUCAUCAUAAUUAAAAAAUUGACUGAAUACCUUUAUUUCGCUAACUCCGCAUAGAUAAAUUUCCCAGGGUGAUUUUUUACCAUAUCUUACCUAUUACUUGCAACUACUUUGAUGCAAUUAAUUUUUUACUAAUCUUUGGGUAAUCGGUCUUACUCAGACACAUAGCACUUCGGUAGACCAGGAGAAUAAUGUGAUGCUCAGCCGCAAAGCUUCUCCUGAGUCACUGGAUUCAUCAGAGAAUCAAGAAUCUCCAGGGGCAGGUCACGCAUCAAGUGAAUCCAUAAUCCCUCCUGGGACAAAUCAGGAAUCAGCUGGACUUGACCACAAAGAUGUUCAGGAGUCUAUUCUAGAAGAACUGCCUUCAUUGGAUUCAGUUGCUGCAGAAGGUAUUAACACACAUGAAAUCCCGACUUUCAAUGAAUUCCAUGCAAUGGUUUCAGAAAGGUCACAAUCACGUAAAGGGCAAGAUUGUGAUGUUGUCGGAAAUGCUGGUGUGAUCGAUUCUGACUAUGAUGUCAAUAUUAAACAAAAAAUUAAGGCUUCACAAAUUCCUCAGGGAUCCGAAAAAAUACUGCAAACACAUAAUGAUGUUAAUCCAUCGGUUAAAUCUUCAAAAAAUCAAAUAAUUCAAGAUGUAUCAGAAAAGAGUGUUUUCACAGAUGAUAGUUCGUUUUCCGAUAAUAUCCAAAAAGAUUCUGUUAGUGAACAGCAUCAGUCUUUGCAAGUGAAUUCUGUUGUGACGUCUAAUUCAGAAACGAAUUCCAAACCAAGUUCUCAUGUUACUUCACAACCUGUAAUUACCACCACCACAACCACCACCGCAGCAACAACAAUAACUAACAAUGAUGCUGUUCAUACACCAAGCAAAAUUGACUUAACUCUUCGGAGAAAUGUCGCUUCUGUAGCAUGUGGUGCAAAGAUGUUAGGAUUCAGUAGAGCGAUAAAAAACCCUGAGGCUGUACUCAAUGAAAACAAUGAUGAAUAUAUGAAUGUUCCGUGUAGCGAAGAAAAAUGGUUAAUUCUAGAAGUAUGCCAACCAGUUCAUCUACGGACUAUAGAGCUGGCAAAUUUUGAACUAUUCUCAUCACGGUUGAAAUCGUUUCGAGUUUAUGCUAACGAUCGAUAUCCAGCAAAGUCCUGGGAAUUGAUUGGUACAUUCACCGCUCGAGAUGUUAAGGGAAUACAGUCUUUCAGUGUUUAUAGUGGAAAAAUGAUCAAAUAUGUUAAAUUCGAAUUGAUUGAACAUUAUGGUUCAGAACAUUAUUGUCCCUUAACUAUGAUUAGAAUAUUCGGUUUGGGUUCCGAUGAUCUAGAUGAUGAUGACGAUGUUGAUGAUGUUGAUGUUAGAUUAAUGAAUGUGCCAGAAUCUACUUCAAAUCAUGGUUCAAUGAUUACUCCGACUAAGGAUAAAAAUCAACAUUUGGAAAAUCAAGAAAAUGAUAUUGUUGCUAAAGAUGACAACGCAACAAAUGAGCCUAAAGAUGAUCAAACUUCAUUGAACACUAGUAGUAGUAAUGAUGGUAUGUAUGAUACUAUAGAGAUAACGGAAGACAACAAUCACCACAUAGUCAAUGUCAGUACAUAUGAUCCCGAACUAAAACCAACUAAUUUAGAUCUGACCAGUGAAGAUUAUCCUAACAAUCAGAAUGACGAUCAUGAUCAUGAAGACGUUGUUAUUAAGUUGUCUAAUACUGAUUCUAUUAACAGUGAUUCAUCUGUGUAUUCCUCGACUGUAUCCCACACGGAUGAUACCACAUCUGAUCAUCAUUAUCAUCAUCAUAAAUUAUUGAGGGAUCGAAGUAAGAAACAUUCGGGACGAACAACCACUGCAAAAAAUAUCGGAAAUCACAAUGAUAAUUAUAAAAACAAAUUUUGUGGGAAAAUAGAUCCUAUCAAGGUACUUCAUAAGCCAUUUUGUCCAGCUGGAUCAAUAAUGUAUCGUUCUAUAAAUCAUAUCAAUGAUCAUUCUAUAACAACUAAUUGUCAUACUUCUAAGGUUGCAAACAGCGAUUCACCAACUCCACAUAAAUCUGAUUUUUAUCCAACUGUAAAUAUUCGUGCUAAAACAUCAGCUACAAUGAAAUUAUCACCGCCUAUUGGUAAAAUGAAACAAAAUAAUAAAUCAUUACAAAAUAUGAAUACAAUUAAUCUAACAUCACAAUUACAUAAUAAACUAUUUAAUCAAGCUUUUAAUCAAAUGAACUUUUUUACUCGUUUGACAAAUGCUAUAAAACGUACUGUAUUCGGUAUAUUUUUACAGUUUUUCCCAUCAGCUCAAGAUACUACCAAUCUGAUUCUACAUGAUAUUAUUCCAACAUUAGAAAAUUUCCAUACAAUUAAUUAUUUAUUCAAUCCAAUUGGUUUUUCUAAUCCAUUAUGUAAAGAUUCUAUGAUGUAUUUAACAAUGAAUCAAAUUGAAGGUUUAUGGUCUUUACGUAAAUGUCUUAUAUUAUUAGAUUUACAAUAUACUUCUAUAAAUUCUCAUUCAUUUACAUCAUUGAAUUCAAUCAAUCCAAUGAAAAUCAAAGAAUGUUCAUAUGCUAUUGAUCAAUUGAAUCUAACAUGCAUAACAAAUUCACAUUAUUUACAAUUUGAACAAUCAUAUUCUCAAUGGUCAUUAUAUGAAUUAGAUAAAAGUAUUGGACAUUUAUAUAUUGCAUAUUAUAUUAUGCAACAUAAUAAAACUUUAAUACAAUCAUCAUCAUCAUCAUUAUCAUCACCAUCAUCAUCAUAUUGUAUUGAAUGUAAAUCAUUCACCUAUUUAUCAUCAUAUGAUAUUAAUUGUUGUUGUGAAUUGUUUAAUUGGAAUUGGAAAAAAUUGAAUAUAUUUCUUUGGAAUAAUACUAUUGAUAACUAUAAGUGUUUCAAAUUGCCAUCAUUUUUAUUAUCAACUAAAUAUUCUGAAUUAUCAACAUUAUCAUUUAAAUCUCCUGUUAUUCCUGAUCUAAUCGAUUCAACAGAUAACAAUAUAAAUGAAAAAAUGUUCAUUGAAAAUUAUCCUCAUUCAGCUGAUAUGAUUAUUCAAAGUCGAAAUAGUAAAUCAUCUAAAAGUUUAAAAUCAUCAUCAUCAUCAUCAUCCACAUCAUCAAUUAAAUCGCAUAAAAUUAAUCGUCCACAUUCACAUAAUGAAGGAUUAGUUGUACCAGCUGCUUUAGGUGGAUCACAUAGAUCAACAGCAUAUAUGCGUCUUAAUAAUCGUGUACGUAUUAUUGAACGUAAUGUUUCUGUCAGUAUGAGGUACUUAGAAGAACUUAGUCAAAGUUAUCGUCGUCAAAUGGAACGUUUAGCACGUUCAUUUAAUCUUACUUAUGCUUGGUUAAAAGUAACAGCUCAUAGUGCUGAAGAACGUGAUCGUCAACAACAACAUCGUAUUUCACAAUUAGAAUUACAAUUGAAUGAUUUAACUACACGUAUAAAAUCUCGAUUAUUGAAUUCAUUACCUGCUUCUUCGUCAUCUGGUCAACCGGAUUUAACAUUAACAUCUUCUCCUCUAUCUUCCAACACUUCCAGUUCAUCAUCUUCAUCAGAAUCAGUAGUCACAACACCAGCCAAUACUGGAGGGACUGUAUCAAGUUCAUCUACUUCAAAAUCAUCAAAUUUAGUCACAUCACUUACUUCUCCACCACCAUUGCCUGACUUUGAAAGUUCUCUAGAUUGGAAUCCAUGGCUUAAAUCUCAACAUGAUGAUUGGUAUAUGAUGGUUGAUGGUGAUAUGGUUGUAGGUAAUAAUAAUGAAGAUGUUGAUGAUGCGGAAUUUGAAUCAGAUGAUAGUUAUCAAACAAAUGAUGAUGUUUAUCUAUCAAGGUUAGAUGUUACUACUGCUACAUUGUCGAAAAAUUAUAAAGAAAAAUUUAAACAAACUACAACUGGCACUACAAACUCUAAAAGUCAUCAUAUUAACAGUGAUAGUGGUGGUAGUAGUGACAACAACCUCAGCCCCAGCAGUAGUAGUGUCAGUAAUAAUCCAAAUGAAUACAAUGUAAAAUCUUUAUUCAAUUCAUAUUUAUCUAGAAGAGAUUAUAAAGAUCAACAUUAUCAUAUGGAAUCAUCAUCAUCAUUGUUCUCAGAAUGGAAACAAUUCGUACUUGGUUUGUUAUGGUUACAGUUCAGUUGGCCUGUAUGGUUAUAUAAUUUUGGAGUAUUUAUUCAUAAUUUCUGUCAAAUGAAUACAAUGAUUUUAAACCAUCCAUUGUUCAUUUGAUCAUUUAUUGGAUUUGGCUCAGACCUAAAAACCAUAUGAUCAGUAAAUUUGAUACAGAAUUAUUAUUAUUAUCUAAUUUAUAUCAAGUAUUAUAUUGUAAAAAAAAUCCUCAAAAUUCUAAUAGUUGUAUUGUAUAUUUGAAUCCAAUGAAUUCUAAACAACAUAUAACACAUUUACUUCCUUCAAUCAAUAUUAAUACAACUACUAUCAAUGAUAUUAAUAAUAAUAAUAAUAAUAAUCCUCACAUUA